Molecule: messenger RNA, 2020 nt
Organism: Drosophila rhopaloa
Lineage: Eukaryota; Metazoa; Arthropoda; Insecta; Diptera; Drosophilidae
Gene: RunxA
Product: runt-related transcription factor 3
Biological process (GO): regulation of DNA-templated transcription
Cellular component (GO): nucleus
Molecular function (GO): ATP binding; RNA polymerase II cis-regulatory region sequence-specific DNA binding; DNA-binding transcription factor activity, RNA polymerase II-specific
Source: RefSeq, a predicted model, not a curated record
GCAGCAGCAACAGCAGCUGCAACAGCAACACUAUCAUAACUACAGCGGCAAUAGCAACAAUUACAAAAUGCAUUUAACUACCACAUCGAGCAAUUCAACGGCAUCUAAUGCCAACAAUAAUAACAACAACAACACCACCAACAACAACAACACAAGCAGCAACAACAACAACAACACGAGCAACACAAAUGGCAGCAGCAACAACACGAGCGGCAACAACAACAGCAACAACAACAACAACAGUAGUGGCAACAACAACAGCAACACAGAUCAAAAUACACCACCAACACCUGCGCAACUGUUGAACGAAGCGUACACGAAGAUGACCUCUGACAUUCUGGCAGAACGCACACUGGGCGACUUCCUCACCGAACAUCCAGGCGAGCUGAUCCGCACGAGCAGUCCGCUCUUCGUCUGCACAGUCUUGCCGCCCCAUUGGCGCAGCAACAAGACGCUGCCGGUGGCCUUCAAGGUCGUCUCGCUGGGCGACAUCAUGGACGGAACGAUGGUCACCGUGCGGGCGGGCAACGAUGAGAACUACUGUGCGGAGCUGCGCAACUGCACGGCGGUGAUGAAGAACCAGGUGGCCAAGUUCAACGAUCUGCGGUUCGUCGGUCGGAGUGGCAGAGGGAAAAGCUUCACGCUAACCAUCACCGUGUCAACGAAUCCACCGCACAUAGCCACCUACAACAAGGCGAUCAAAGUGACUGUCGAUGGGCCACGCGAACCCCGCUCCAAGACAAGACAGCAACAGCAGUUCCACUUCGCUUUUGGCCAAAGACCGUUCCACUUUUCCACGGAUCCACUUUCCGGCUUCCGGAUGCCGCCAAUUGGCAAUUGUCAGAGUGCCAGCAACACGCAUUGGGGCUAUGGAUCGGCGGCCUCGGCGUAUUCGCCUUACUUGGCCAGCAGCGGAUUAUCGUCCUGCACCACGCCCACUUCCGCCCAGUUCAACAAUCCAGCCCUGGGCUUCACCUGCUCCUCGAACGAUCAGAGCAACAACCAGGACUUUGGCGGAGCCACCAAUCGCGACUGUGUGCCCAUGCUGCCCGACUCGACGGCCAGCGAUCUGGACCAGCACCUGAGCAGCCUGGUGGGCUCCACCAGUGGCCAGAUGACGCACCACAGCCUCCUUGGCGCCGGCGGCCAGACCUCCAUCUCGUCGACGGUGAACGGGGGGCGAGUGGGGCGGGCGCCGGGGCAGGGCGCCGGCGGCGGUGCGGGCAGCGGUGGUGGUGCCGGCGGCGGUGCGGGCGGCAACUCCAUCCUGGUGCCGCGAUACCACACCAACGCGAGCAACGAGUACAACGUUCACUCCAGCCAAAAUGGACCGCGCAGCCUGAGCGACAGUUCGCAGGCGGAAUCACCUGUGCAGGAGGACCUGCUGACCACCAACACCCCGAAUCUGGGCAGCACGGCGGGCGGUGGUGCGGCCAAUGGUGGGGCAGCGAAUGCGGGCAGUGGGGCGGCCGGCGGGAGUGCGGGGGGCAGUGCCUCCUCGGCGGUGGGCAACCCCUCGAUGCUGGGCGCCAACCAGAACUUCCCGGGCAUCGUCAAUCAGGCUCAGCACUCGGCCGCCUCGGCCUACGGCGGUGGAUCCGGGGUGGUGGGCGGUGGGCAUGGCAGUGCCGCUGCCGCCGCCGCCGGAUGCAAUGGCUCGCUGUAUCCCGUGCUGCCGGCCAGCCUGCUCUACUCCCAGCUGUACACCGCCGCCAAUCAAUCCGCCCACGGAUUCCAUUCGCACACCCUGCCCGCCCACGCCUCGCCCAAUUCCUCGGUUCAUGGGGAGCUGCAGAGCGUGAUGGAUCACAUCAGCAAUGUGGGGGUGCGGCAGCAGCACAACAUCAUGGCCGGCGGCGGGGUGACCCAUCCGGGUGACCUCACCCUGAUCGGCAACUGCGGCGCCUCGGUGCGGAACAUCGAGGACGGGAACAGCAACCGGCAGGUGGCCGCCUUAGCUGCCCAUCGCGGCCACCACAAUCCCACCGACAACGGGGGCAGCGUUUGGAGGCCCUAUUGA